Messenger RNA from Symbiodinium sp. CCMP2456, 609 nucleotides. NCBI's taxonomy places the organism in Eukaryota, Dinophyceae, Suessiales, Symbiodiniaceae. The record is from the annotation of a GenBank genome assembly.
AUGGGUCUUGCUUUCAAUUGGUCACCUCAUGGAGUCUUUGAUGCAAGACUCCAUGAGGUGACCAACGUCGUGGAGCAGUUCAACCCUGAUAACGUGCAGACGGAACCUGUGUGGCUCACAUCUAUGCCGGCCAGGUCCUUUCCGGUGCAGGUGCUGCAGAAUGGAGUUAAGAUGACCAACGAGCCGCCCUCUGGGCUGCGGGCCAACUUACUUCGUUCACACUCCGCGCCGGAGUGUGAACGAAGCAGGUUGGCCCUCUCGGACGAGCUCCUCAGGGAGUCGAAUAAGCCGGAGAUCUUCAAGACGCUGCCCUUCGGCUUCUUCCAUGUGGUUGUCCAGGACCGGCGUAUGUUUGGGCCGAUGGGCUGGAAUAACUCUUAUGGCUUCACACCGGAAGAUCUGCAAGUCUGUCGGAAGCAGCUCAUGCUCUUCAUCAACCAGCACGAGCAGGUGAUCGUCGAAAUCAACUGCUUAUCUUUGUCGUCUGUGACACUGACGAUGCUUCAGACUUUCAUCCGUCCGGAGGCGGUGGAGCAAAAGUAUGGCUACAAGUAUUCAGCUAGCGGCUUUUACUAUGCUCCAGCUGCGGAAAAGAGAUGUGGGCGAUGA